Eriocheir sinensis (Chinese mitten crab) is the source of this 1412-nucleotide messenger RNA. RefSeq names its product G-box-binding factor-like. The record is from RefSeq and is a predicted model, not a curated record. The transcript has 6 exons. The coding region runs from base 276 to 1412 and encodes 378 amino acids. NCBI's taxonomy places the organism in Eukaryota, Metazoa, Arthropoda, Malacostraca, Decapoda, Varunidae.
GAAGAGCAAGUCUUAUAUUGGCCUCAAGGUGUAAAUGCAGAGAAGGCAUUGAGGUCUCAACAACACCGGACUUAAAAUCUUGGAGGAAAUUCCGUUUGGUUAAAGUGAAAAUAUCAUCAGAUAGUUACCAAGACUGUGAAGAUUACCUGCACACAUCUACAGUUGAGGAUACUCUGAGCAGUGCUGACUCUGAUGGUGAUAGUAAUGGUGUAUCAAGGAUCAAGAGAAAACGUCCUAAGAAGAUCCUUCCAGAUGGCUUUGUCAGUAGCCAGGAUAUGCGUGUGUUGCAGGAAGUUACUCCAGCCAAGACAAAGAAAGGGAUUUCACCUCUGAACAAGGUUCCAGAUCCUCCUCAAAAGCUGCCUUCACUACCAAAUGGGGCCACACCAUCACCUCAGUCUCAAACGUCAUCUACCAGAAGCAGAAGUGUAACUUCUACUUCAUUUCUAAGAAGGUCAAGUUCUUCUGAUUGUGAUUGGGAUGUGGAUGAACAACGUUCUCCAAUGUCUGGAUCUAGCCAAGAUUAUUACAAGUCUUGCAACCCUGGCCAUACCAAGAAACUUAAGAAUGACAGCCAUAACAGCCUGGACCGACCUCAGCAACAUUACAGUAAGAACCAAAAAGAACAACAUGACAUCAGGGACCAACAAGAACUACAUGACAGCAGGAGCCAACAAGAACGCCGUUUCAGUAGGGACCAAGAACAGCAUCACAUCAGGGACCGACAAGAACAACAUCACAUCAGGGAUCAACAAGAACAUUACAGUAGGGACCAAGAACAUCUCAUCAGGGACCGACAUGAACUACAUGACAUCAGGGAUCAACAAGAACCACAUUACAGUAGUGACCAAGAACAUUACACCAGGGACCAACAAGAACUACAUGAAAUCAGGGACCAACAAGAACGACAUUACAGUAGGGACCAAGAAAAACAACAUCACAUCAGGGACCGACAAGAACCACAUUACAGUUGGGACCAACAAGAACGACGUGACAUCAGGGAUCAACGUACCAGACGUGAUCAACAUAACCCCUGCAGCCCACCCUAUCACACUGGCAGGGAUGAACGCCUCCAAAUGCAGCUAGAACCAAAGGAUCAUAGUUUCCCCAUGGAUACAGCUAGGUUCCAGAAACGUGUUCUCCAACUGCUGUUAGAUAUGAGGGAUGAGAUGAGAGAUGUGAAGCACGAGGUGAGAGAUGUGAAAUCUGUCGACCGUGUUAGCUCAUUUAGUGACAGUGGUAUAGACCUGACUAUCAAGCGGAGUAACACCUUAGAAGAACUUCAAACUGUAGAAAGGGAUUUGGAAAAUGCCACUUAUUUUCAAGAAAUGUAUAGUAAGUGUAUUCGCAUAGGUGGUAUGAAUAAGAAGGAUAUGGUAUCAAAGUUGCUGUUAUAUGGCAGCUGCCUUUAA